Molecule: messenger RNA, 1425 nt
Organism: Westerdykella ornata
Lineage: Eukaryota; Fungi; Ascomycota; Dothideomycetes; Pleosporales; Sporormiaceae
Product: SET domain-containing protein
Exons: 3
Coding region: 1-1425 (474 amino acids)
Biological process (GO): peptidyl-lysine monomethylation
Cellular component (GO): nucleus
Molecular function (GO): protein-lysine N-methyltransferase activity; protein binding
Source: RefSeq, a predicted model, not a curated record
AUGACGGACUUUGACGGAGCCAGUGAGCAAUUUCUUGCCUGGCUUCAAAGAUCCGGUGCUAUCCUCAGCGACAAAAUCGAGCUACGGGACCUCAGAGACUGUCACGCUGGCCGUGGUGUAGUUGCAACUCAGGAUAUAGAAGUAGAUGAGCUGCUCUUUCGCAUCCCCCGUUCCAGCGUCCUCUCCGUGGAAAAUUCAAUCCUCUCCAAGGAGAUCCCCAAGGCGACUUUCGAAUAUCUAGGGCCUUGGCUCUCACUCAUUCUCGUCAUGCUCUACGAAUACAAGAACGGACCUUCUUCGAACUGGGCGCCUUACUUCAACGUCCUCCCAACCAGGUUCAAUACACUGAUGUUUUGGGAGGAGGACGAGCUUGACCAGCUGCAAGCCAGCGCUGUCAGAAACAAAAUUGGCAAGGAAGAGGCAGACGAAACAUUCACUACUCAGCUUGUGCCUGUCAUCGAAGAGUUUGCGGAGAUCAUCUUCAGUGGCGAUGAGCUUGCCAAGGAUCGCGCAAAGGAGAUGCGGAGCCCGGAAAACUUGGAAUUCAUGCACAAGAUGGGCAGCCUAAUCAUGGCAUACGCAUUUGAUAUCGAGCCGGCAGAGUCCAAAAAGGAAGCUGACGAAGAAGGAUAUGUUUCUGAAGAGGAGGAUGAGGCGCUCCCUAAGGGCAUGGUGCCCAUGGCGGAUAUGCUGAAUGCAGAUGCCGAUCGAAACAACGCCCGUCUCUUUUACGAAGAAGACUCGCUCUCCAUGAAGGCCAUCAAGCCGAUCAAAGCCGGGGAAGAGGUCUUCAACGAUUAUGGUGCACUGCCCAGAUCCGAUCUUCUCCGCCGGUAUGGCUACAUAACAGACAACUAUGCACAAUACGACGUGGUGGAGAUACCGCUUGAAUUGAUAUCGGCUGCCCUUCAGGAAGAAAACCCGGGACGGUAUAAAAAGAGAAUGGAGUACUUGGAAGAGCAAGAUCUGGUUGAGACCGGGUAUGACAUCGCGGCUGGUGAACCGUUCGACAUCCAGGAAUGCAUUUCCCCCGAGCUCAUCAUGCUUGUUCAAGCAUUGCUUAUGACUGACGCCGAUUUCGAAUCCAUGUCUCGAAGCGGCAAGCUCCCCAAGCCGAAAAGGAUGGCAGCCCGCGACGCCGAAUUCCUGCAACGGGUUGUGCGUGCCCGAGCCGAACAGUAUGGCACCACACUUGAAGAGGACCUAGGCACCUCCAAUGCCCCGGCCCCGGAGAGCGACUGCUUCUCAAAGGGAUAUCGUUAUGCUAUGGCGAGAGCUGUCCGCAUUGGUGAAAAGAAAAUCCUGAAAGCUGCCGAGGAAGUGCUGGGAAAAUUAGUACAGGAAUUGGGUGGUUCGAACGGAGCAGGCAAAAGGAAGAUAUCAAAUGGAUCGAGUGGCCCAGGAAAGAAGUUGAGGGCCAAAUGA